Molecule: messenger RNA, 930 nt
Organism: Patiria miniata (bat star)
Lineage: Eukaryota; Metazoa; Echinodermata; Asteroidea; Valvatida; Asterinidae
Product: brain protein I3-like
Exons: 2
Coding region: 124-459 (111 amino acids)
Source: RefSeq, a predicted model, not a curated record
UCGAGGCUCUGCAUGCCCAAGGCGGAAGUGUGAAAAGAGCGAUCUCGCUACACGUCCACCUCAAAUACCGGCAGAGUACUUGUGAAAAUUUCGACCUACAUUUCACGACUGUUUUAGGAUAAAAUGGAGCCUCCACCAGCCUACGACCACACAAAGCAGCCGGCCUACCCGGUACCGCCUCACCAAUCCUACCAACAGCAGGGAUAUGCUCCCCAGCCCCAGCCGCAGCCGAUGCAGCAGCCUCCCAUGGACCAAUUCACUGUGCCAGCCCAGACCACUUCCCAGAUAGUAACCGUGGGUGACUGUCCCGUCUGCCACAUCGGCAACGUGAGGAGGCGGUGCGGGUGCUCACCACUCGCCAUCUUACUUGCCAUUCUCUUGCUCCCGCUCGGGCUGUUCUUCUGCUUUUGGAGUACCGAGAAGGUCUGCUCUCACUGCGGGGCGCGCUUUGGCGCGUAAACAGGUGCACCGGUGUAGCCAAGAACGGGAGACACAGUGGAAAAAACCCUCGAUAUUUGUGCCUAUCAUGACAAUUUGGGUUAAUAAAAGCUUAGGUCAAAAUAACAUUUCCUAGGCCUACUCCUUUAAAAUUAUUACAAAUACAGCAUGCAUUUUUAUUGCCUUACUUUAAUUACCAAACCCAAAAAACCUCAAAACCCACCACCAACAUCAACAACACAACGACAUUGACAAUGACGGCGACAAAAACAACAGAAAGAACAACGAUGGCCAAAAGCCAACAACGACUACGACGACAACCAUAACCACUACAAGCCACCACAACCACACCCAACCACCAACGCUGCAAUGACCACAACCACUACGAAGCGCAACAACCACAACAACCGCAAACCACAACAACUGCAAACCUCUGCAAACAACGACGACGACAUGACCUUUUACUAAAUAUUCCAUGUGUGAAUAAAUGUG